AUGAUCAAAAUCAGGGGUAUGCUGCAACAACUCAUUGGUAUGAAUGGAAAGAUGCAAGAGAAGUUAGCUACACAUGAUUCAGCAAUCAAAGGCAUUGAAACUCAAUUGGGACAACUAUCUAUGGCCUUGAACAAUCGCCCACAAGGAACAUUGCCUGCAGAUACAAACAUUAAUCCAAAGGAGCAGAACCCGAAUCAGCUCAUGGUAGUGAGUCUCAGGAAUGUGAGAGAUUUAGACAGGAAGAAAGAAGUUGCUCAAUCUAGGAGAGAGACAACGCCAACUACUCCAGCUACCCCAGUUACAUUUGAGACAGAUGAAUCUGCAGAACUCACCGAGGUUGUAAUCGAGCAAGAACAGAUUGACAAGGGUAAGGAGAAGGAAGGUGAACAACUCCUAGAACAGGACUCGUCCACUGUAACUCUAACACAGACCUGCAGCGCGGUGAUGACUAGACUUAUGGCUCAAAAGGUGUCUGAUCCAGGUAGUUUCACUAUCCCAUGCACCAUUGGGAGUUAUGCUUUUGCCAAAGCAUUGUGUUACUUGGGAGCCAUCAAAAGACCGACAGGAAUUCUUGAUGAUGUGCUUGUUCAAGUGGGGAAAUUUGUAUUCCCUGCAGACUUCGUCAUUUUUGACUGUCAAGUGGAUGAGGAGAUACCAAUCAUUAUGGGCAGGCCGUUUUUAGCCACUGGGAGAGCAUUGAUUGAUUAUGAGACUGGACGAUUGAAAAUGAGGUUGAACAAUGAAGAGAUAAUAUUCAAUGUUCAACAAUCUAUGAGAAAACCCAGCGAAUUUGCAAAUUGCUCACUAGUCGAGGCCGUAGAUGUAUUACUACAAGAGGAGGAUGCGACUAUUAAUGUCAGGGAUCCGUUGGAGGCCUGCGUGAUAAAUCUAGAAAAUGUGGAUGGUGAAGAGUUGGCAGAGUGGGUCAUGGCUCUUGAAGGUCAAGGAUUCUGGAAAAGGGAGCCCGAGUUUGAGCCCCUACACUUUGAAGAAAGAACAUCACCACCUGCGAAACCAUCGAUAGAGGAGCCAUCACAGUUGGACCUGAAACCGCUUCCAGCGCAUCUCAGAUACACUUUCUUAGGGCCUAGUUCUACUUUACCUAUUAUUAUAUCAUCUGGUUUGCUAGCUGUGUAG
This is a messenger RNA of Nicotiana attenuata, 1137 nucleotides long. RefSeq lists its product as uncharacterized. The coding region runs from base 1 to 1137 and encodes 378 amino acids. NCBI's taxonomy places the organism in Eukaryota, Viridiplantae, Streptophyta, Magnoliopsida, Solanales, Solanaceae. The transcript has 3 exons. The record is from RefSeq and is a predicted model, not a curated record.